AUCAUAUGUAAUAGCAUGAACUCAAUUACUCAAUAAGGAUAGCCAAAUAAGGUAGUAUGUGACUAUUGGCUCAUAUCAAUUUAUUACAAAGUUCAUUCUAGACUAUACUCGUUUAAAAUGACGCCUGCUUUUUUUCUAGGUCUCUUCAUAUCAGCUCUUCUAUGGUGUCUCAAUGUUGGACAGUUGGAUGGUAGUGGGAAUGUGUUUGAUUACAAGCAAGAGAUAGAUGAUGCUGAUCCAAUGAUUGUACAAGAUCCUUUUCUCUAUUAUUUGGACUACAAGACAGUGUAUGUGAACUGUUCUGUUUAUGGAGAGUCUCCAUUUGAAGUCUCAUGGUUGUAUAGUACUGAUGAGAUAUCUAAUAGAUCCAGUGACUACACUAUCAUCAGUGGUAGUAAAGUGUCUAAUAUUGUGUACAAUCCUAACUCUGAUGAUGAAGGAUAUACGUGGUGGAACAGUUCUCUUCUUUUAAAUCCUAUUAAUAACUCAACAGUUGGAUAUUACUACUGUAGAGUCAACACCUCAUUUGGACUAAACUAUUCAAAACCAGUCUAUGUCAGGAAGCCUGAUUUACCAAGGCUAAGCUCCACAAAGUUCAAUAAAAUUGGUGACAUGGUGUUUGGAACAUGGAGAGUGAUAAGUUUUCCAUUGCCAAAUAUUCUAAUUUCAUUUCAGUUGUUGAGUAGUGAACCCAUCUACCAAAAAACAGUAUACAAUGACUAUAUGACUGCCAAUGUGUCAAACAGCUUUUACAGCACUAGUCACAAUUUUACUUAUGUAAAUGAAACAAAUGUCAAUAGCCUCACUGUACAUUGGAGUUUUCCUUUCCAUCAAUUAUUUUCAAUGCAACUAAUAGCAAUCAGUUAUGAUUGCUCAUCCCAAAAGGAACACUAUCACCAGCUAUACAAUCAUUCUGGUCAAGCUUAUGCAAGUUUUCUUUCUUUAUCAUCCACUGAACGAAAGGUCACCUUUUCAUGUCUCUGUGCAGAGUGUGAUGGUAUUGAAUGGAGACGGGACAAUGUACCACUACCAAAGAGUAGCUAUGGUGUUGUUGCACUCAAGAAAGAGAUUUGGCCUUCUCACUCAAUUAAUCUGAAACACAGCAUACUGUCAACUUCUUUCUUUGACAGCUAUCUCUAUAGCUGCCAACCAGUUUACUAUCAAAGUGAUAUAUUUGAAAUUAUUCCAGCAUAUAUUGAUGUCCCACAUGCUGAAAUCAUCAAGAGACCAGAAGCAUCAACAUACGUCCCUGGAGAAACACUCACUCAGAAAUGCUCUGCUCGUAGUCUCUAUCCAAUGACUGUCAGAUGGCAAAAAUCAAUAAACAAUCUGUUUUCAACUAUAGUUAAAACAGAUUCACUUGCAACAGAAGGCCUUUAUAAUGUAUUGAACAGUACAAUCAGCUUUAAUAUCUCCAUAAUGACACUGCUUUCUUUUAAAAUGAGGUGUAUAUUCUUUACAUACAUUUAUUUUCAACCGGAUAACUUUGCAAAAGCUCAUGGUCUGUAUCAAAAAGGACUACUAUUUGAAAGACCAAAACCAAUGACAGUGAAUAAAAUUACACAAAAUCGUGAAAUGACAAUACAAUGUAAGCCUAUUGUGAUUAAAACUUUAAAUAAAACUUCAAUUUUAAUUUUACACAGAUCCAUCAUCUAUCACGUCUAA
Amphimedon queenslandica is the source of this 1665-nucleotide messenger RNA. RefSeq lists its product as uncharacterized. Bases 118 to 1665 code for a protein of 515 amino acids. The transcript is spliced from 5 exons. The record is from RefSeq and is a predicted model, not a curated record. Lineage: Eukaryota; Metazoa; Porifera; Demospongiae; Haplosclerida; Niphatidae.